This is a messenger RNA of Anisakis simplex (herring worm), 3042 nucleotides long. The record is from the annotation of a GenBank genome assembly. Lineage: Eukaryota; Metazoa; Nematoda; Chromadorea; Rhabditida; Anisakidae.
AUGAUUUCAUCGGUUGAACCUUCAUUUUCUGCCGAUGAACAAAAAAGAUUCGAAAAAUUAAGCAGCUUCAAUUUUGUUGAUUAUUGGAUGGGAAAUGGCAAACCGCGUACAGUUCCAGAUAAAGUUCUUCUGUUUAAGGGUAAUCGAAUAUACGAGAACGCAUUGGUGAAAUUGGUUGGGGAAGGUUGCAAAAAUUCAAUUUCUGAACUUUUUACAGUUUAUCUGAAAUUAGGUCAUGUGAAUUUGUUGGCAAAAGACUUCGCUAAAGCUCUAUCGGCAUAUCAGAAGGCGUACAAACUGGAUUCUGAUCACUUCUGGAGAGAUCCGUCAGCAUAUUUUGGUCUUGGACUGGUCUAUUUCCAUUUUCGUGCCUUCUCAAUAGCGGCAGAAGCGUUCAACCGUCUGCUAUUUUCAUAUCCGAAUCUGUCAAUAUCAGUCGAGGUGCAUGCUCGUUUAGGAUUCAUCUAUAAGAACCUAGAAAAGUUUGAUCUCGCUCUUAAGCACUUAAACGCAGCACUUCACGAUAAAGCCGAGAGUUCAUUUCUGUCAAAAACUGAAUUGCGAUUUCACAUUGCACAUUGUUAUGACUGUGGUGGUGAUCUAGAGAAAGCGUUCCACGAGUAUCGCUCGUUAUCCCUUGACCAGUCUGUCACUUUAUCGAAUACGCUUCACGCACAAAUACUUAGACAACUUGGUUGGAUUUGCUAUCGACGAGAAUGCACAGCUGAUAUUCGUCAUCAGAAAAUUUUUGAAGCAGAACAGUACUUGAUUCAGAGUAAAGAAUUAGAGCCAUCUUGUGGUAAAACAUAUUAUUAUCUGGGUAGGUGCUACGGUGAAUUACCUGAAAGAGCACACGACGCAUUCUUCAAUUACAGACAAUCAAUCGAUAAGUCAGAAGCAGACGCAGAUACAUGGUGCAGUAUUGGAGUGCUUUACCAGCAACAACAUCAACCGAUGGACGCUCUUCAGGCGUUUAUCUGUGCAGUGCAAUUAGACAGUGAGCACAGUGCUGCGUGGAGUGAUCUUGGCCGUUUGUACGAAGAGAAUGGCCAGUUUUCAGAUGCGUUACAAUGUUUUAAGAAAGCUGUCAAAUUUCGCCCUGCUGCACCUGAGGCAUUAAAGGCACGCAUUCGGGUGCUUGAGAAAGAAUUGCAUCCAUCAUCCUCAUUACUUGGCAAUAUACAAUCGCAACAACCUAACAAAUUACCUGGUUUGGAAGAGGCUUGGCGUUUACCGAUUCCAGCCGAAUUAAGUCAACGACAAGAAGAAUUUCUCAAGCUGAAACAACAGCGUUACCGUGACGGAAGUUCAUUACUGACGAUUAACUCAAUGCUGCGUUCGGUCAAUAGUCCUAUUGACCCUUCAAUAACUCAGUUUGAAGUGCUGCGAGUACUUCGUGCCAAUAAACCGACUCUAACGGAUGAACAUCAAAAUUUAUUACAGCGAAUGGAACAAACAUACAAAAGUGAUCAGGAAGAAGCGGUUUUGAAAGCGGAUCCGCAUUUAGAUUCCAAUUCACUUCCAGUUGUUUCACAGGAUGAUUUAAUGAACGUUUUGGGUGGAACAACUUCUUUGAGUAUUAUCAAAAAUGAAGGCAAUAUGCGAGUUACUGAUCGUGCAGCUGCAUCAACCUCAACGAAUAUCGUUAUUACAAAGCAAGAAAUAGCUGAUGCUCAAGCUAGUACUUCACUGCAGGAAGAAUCGGUUUCGUCAACCUCAGAUUUACCACAUUCAUUCUCUUUGAAUGCGAAUGUGCAUGUACCGAUCACGAUAACGGCUGAAGAGUUGUUAGAAAGGUGUCAUAAAAGAGUCGAUAAACCGAGUGAAUUCGUUGAGAUCUUCGAUGAGCGAGUACCUCCGCCUGUACCGCUUGAACCAACCGGUGAAAAGUUAUCGCCGGAAAAGGCGCUAAAACAAACACCAGUCAUAAUAGUGGAUUCUCGAAGGGAUGCAUAUAGCAUUGAACUGCAAAACUUUUGUUACAACAGCACAGUGGCGUUGAUUCGUGGUCUGACAACGACACUGAAAAUGGAUUUGUCCCUUUUCUCAACGAAAUCUCUUCUUGAAAUCGCUCCGGAACAUGAGGUCGAAGUUCGUACUCAGUACCGAAUGCCAUCCGAUCAAAACGUUGAUCAUUUGGGAAAUCCGACUUGGGCAUGUCAUAGUGUCCGGUCGUUCACAACAGUUUCAAAAUACGCCCAGUAUCAAGCACAAUCAUUUCAGUAUUCACUCAAGGAGGAAGCAGAAAAACUGCGCGCAGCAGGUGCGAAAUAUGGUGGAAGUAAUAACGCGAGUAGUAGAGAGAGAGACGAUACAAGUGGUAUUUGCUCAAAACGUCGUCGUGUUGCGCCGUUCGAAGAGACCCAAAUGCCUAUGAAGUUACUCAAAUUUGGUACAAAUGUGGAUCUCUCAGAUGAAACCAAAUUUAGGGAACAGUUGACCGAACUGAACAAAAUGCCUGCAUUUUGUCGUCUCGUACCAGGAGCUCGUACACCUGGUCAUCAAGAGAAUAAUUGCUUAGCAUCAAUAAAUAUUAAUAUUGGUCCUGGCGAAUGUGAAUGGUUUGCAGUGCCAUACGAAUAUUGGCCCGUUAUUGAUAACAUGUUGCGAGAAAAAGGUAUGGAUUAUUUGAAAGGAGUGUGGUGGCCGGAUAUGGAUGAUCUUUUGGAGAUGGGCGUUCCAGUGCAUCGGUUCAUACAAAAAGCUGGUGAUUUGGUUUGGAUUGGAAGUGGAUGCGUGCAUUGGGUACAGAGUAUUGGAUGGUGUAACAAUGUGGCGUGGAAUGUAGGACCGUUGACUGCAUCUCAAUUAGAAAUGGCCAUUUUCAGUCAUGAAUGGAAUAAAUUGAAUGGCUAUAAAUCAUUGGUACCGUUGCAACAUCUGUGUUGGCAGCUAGCAAGGAAUGUUCGCUUCUCAAAUCAAAAACUAUACGUGAUCGUUAAACAGAUGCUGAUACGUUCAUUAGCAUAUUGUAAGAUGGUUGCUGAUGUGGUCGUGUCGACUGGAAAGUCAAUCAAGAUUAUGAAGGUGAAGAAGAAGUAA